Ananas comosus (pineapple) is the source of this 3427-nucleotide messenger RNA. RefSeq lists its product as uncharacterized. The record is from RefSeq and is a predicted model, not a curated record. Bases 141 to 3161 code for a protein of 1006 amino acids. The transcript is spliced from 10 exons. Lineage: Eukaryota; Viridiplantae; Streptophyta; Magnoliopsida; Poales; Bromeliaceae.
UUUCAUUCUUUCUCGCCAAACACGUGAGUUAUCCUCCAACGUCCCCUUCGUACUCCCACCCCCAUACCCACUCUCCUCCUCCUCCGACGACGAAACCCUAGAAAUCCUCGUCUCCGAGCUCUCGAAUUGGGGCCUUGAACAUGGCAACGUCGGUGAGAGCGCCUACGUCGUCGCCUUCCUCUUCCCCCAGCUCCCUCCAGCUUCGGUUCGCUCGCAGGAUUAGGGCUUCUCCCUCCUCCGUUAUCCUCAAGAUCCGCGCCUCCGAUCGCCGGAUUCGCCUCGUGUUCGCAUGCGGAGAGGCCGAUAGAGGCCGGGGCGAAUAUCGCUCUUGGAGCAAAUCGGCGGGUGGAUCGCCGGAUUCGUUCGCGGGGUGGUCGGGCUCCGAGAGCGGCGGCGGGGGCGACUCGAAGAAGAGCGGUGGGUUUGGAGGGGCUCUUGGAGCAGGACUUGCUGGAGUCUUUUUUGCAGCUGGAGUUACGUUCGCUGCCUUGUCUCUCAAGGGGAGAAGUACUUCUGGUGUCAAACAACAAAUGGAACCUUUAAGCAAUGAGCAAUCAGUCUUAAUUAAUAAUGAUGAUAACCCGAAAGUUGAUGAGGUCGGGAAUGCCUCUAAUGAUGUGCUGCAAAACAGUAACAGCACGACACUCAACAGCUGGUCGGAGAAUGAGACAGGUAUAGACAGGGACCUUUCUGUAGAAAAUAUUGAAGAUUCUAAUGAAACCAUAUCUAAUAGUAUAGACAAUUCGGAGGCUUGUUCGAUAAGUAACACUAAACCAGAUAGUGAUGAUGUUGAUGCUGUAAAUGCCGAUCAAUAUGACCAGAAUGUAACCUCCGAUGCUAAUGAUGUGCCAAGUUCCUUCUCGCCCGAAUUUCCUGCCCAUGCCAUUGACCUUUCAUCUGAUAUACCUAGUUUGAAGGAUUCUGUCAGCAAUGAACCUUCUGGUUCUUUUGGCCCAUCUAUUGUCGAUGAUGUCACCCUGGUUACAGACACUCAUUAUGAUUCCUCAUCACUUACCAAUCAUGUUAGUGGUCAUCAGGUGGGAGGUAUAAAUCUGGCAGAAAUAUUUGAAGUUGAUGAUCGAUCAACUACCUUUAGUGGGUUGGAGAAUGAGAAUUCAGUUGAUACACUGAAAUCCAAUAUAUCGAGUUUAGAAUCUGAUGAUGUUGUAGACACCCUGGUCAAGUUAGAAAAUGUUGUUGAUGUUGCAACAUUUGUGUCAAAGGAUCAAGAUGUUGAACAGCCUGAGAUGCUGGAGCUUCCCACUAGUGGUUUCUCUCGUGGUAUAUAUGAAGAAAGUGAAACUUUUCCAGCUGGAAUUGUUAAUAGUUCAGAUUUUGAUGUAGGUGAGGACCCAUGUAAUUCAAUUAAUCCACAUCCCAGUGGGCGCUCAGUAAAUGAAACUGUGGUAACUGUAGGGCAUCCUGUUUCAAUUACUAAAGAAAUAAGUGAAAAUGUGCUAAAAAUUGAAAGUCAACUUGAUAAAAGCCAAUUGUUUGAGUCGCUAGCGGCUGAGAAAUCUUUCUCCCGUGCUGGCAUCCCUGCUCCUGCUCCACUCUCUGCAGCUUUACAGGUGCCUCCUGGAAAAGUUUUGAUUCCUGCUGCAGUUGACCAGGUUCAGGAGCAUGCAUUGGCAGCAUUGCAAGUUUUGAAGGUUAUUGAAGCAGAUGCUCGGCCUGUUGAUUUAUGUACUCGUCGUGAGUAUGCACGUUGGUUGGUAUCUGGCAGCAGUGCACUUUCGAGGAACACAACUUCGAAAGUGUAUCCAGCAAUGUAUAUAGAGAAUUUGACGGAACUUGCAUUUGAUGAUGUCACUCCUGAAGACCCCGAUUUCCCCUACAUUCAAGGUUUGGCAGAAGCUGGUCUGAUUUCUAGUAAACUUUCAAGAUCUGUUAUAGAGAGCUCUGCUGAUGGGCAGCAAGAUUCUUUUCUUUUCUGUCCUGAAAGCCCUCUAUCACGUCAAGAUCUUGUGAGUUGGAAGAUGGCUUUAGAUAAAAGCAAACUGCCAGAAGUCGAUAGAAAUACUCUGUACCAGUCUACUGGCUAUAUAGAUAUUGAUAAAAUAAACCCAGAUGCUUGGCCUGCUUUGGUUGCUGACUUGUCUGCUGGAGAACAGAGUAUUACAGCUCUUGCAUUCGGUUAUACUAGACUUUUCCAACCAGACAAGCCCGUCACGAAAGCACAGGCUGCUGUUGCACUUUCGACUGGCGAUGCUUCUGAGGUUGUGAGUGAGGAACUUGCUCGUAUUGAAGCUGAGAAAUUGGCAGAGACUGCUGUGAAUGCACAUACUGCUCUAGUAGCCCAAGUUGAGAAAGACCUUAAUGCAAGCUUUGAGAAAGAGCUUUUGAAGGAAAGAGAGAAGAUAGAGGCAUUAGAAAAACUCGCCGAAGAAGCCAGGAUUGAAUUGGAAAAAUUAAGGAGGGAAAGAGAGGAGGAAAACAAUGCUCUCAUUAAGGGGCGAGCUGCAGUAGAAUCUGAAAUGGAAGUCCUUUCGAGGCUAAGGCAUGAGGUAGAGGAGCAAUUGCAGAGCCUCAUGAGCGAUAAAGCAGAGAUAUCCUUUGAAAGGGAGAGGAUUAAUAAGUUACGGAAAGAAGCAGAGAAUGAGAACCAAGUCAUUGUGCAGUUACAAUAUGAGCUUGAGGUUGAGAGGAAAGCCUUGUCCAUGGCCAGGGCUUGGGCAGAAGAGGAAGCGAAAAGAGCCAGGGAGCAGGCUAGAGCCCUCGAGGAGGCGAGAGACAGCUGGGAGCGCCAAGGCAUUAAAGUAGUUAUUGAUGAAGAUCUCCAAGAUGCUGCUUCCUCGGGUGUCACAUGGGUCACUGCUGGCAAGGAGACUCAAGUCGAGGAGACAGUCAAUAGAGCAGAGUCCCUAGUAGAAAAGCUCAAGGCAAUGGCUGCUGAGAUCAAACUUAGAUCCUCGGCUGUUAUUGAAAAGAUAAUUCAAAAGAUUGUAUCCUUAAUCUCAACUUUGAAGAAGCGGGCAGCCGAGACACUGGAGCACUCUUCAGAGGUCUGGAGUGAUACGAUUGCGAAGGCAAGAAAAUCGGUGGGCGAGUUGCAGGGCAAUGCGUAUGUAUUAGGGUCAACUGUUCAGGAGAGAGCGAGGAGGGUCGCUGAUGAAUGCAAGGAAGGCAUGGAUAAGAUCUCGCAGAGAUUCAGGACAUGAGGCAUCCUUCUUGUUUUAGUUUGUAGAAGUUGAGGAUUUUAGUUCUUUGGUACCUCUUCGAGAAAGAGGAUAAUGUUACUCAUCACAUGCGGAGAUUUAAAGCUGCAGUAAGCCGUAAGCUUUCUAAUAAGUGCUGCAUCUUUUUUUUGUUGUUGUUUUUGUUGUUGUUGUUGUUGUUGUUGUUGUAACAUCUUUGUGAAUGAAUACAUUGGUUAUGAAUCUCCCAUCUUCAAGGGAAUGAAAUGUUGAAAAUUAGCCGUGCAUAA